Molecule: messenger RNA, 1024 nt
Organism: Dendrobium catenatum
Lineage: Eukaryota; Viridiplantae; Streptophyta; Magnoliopsida; Asparagales; Orchidaceae
Exons: 5
Coding region: 67-777 (236 amino acids)
Source: RefSeq, a predicted model, not a curated record
UAUAAGCUUAGAAAUUCCCGGGCUAUAACGGUAGGAAAUAUCUUCAGCCUGAUUGGCGAGGCGGAGAUGAUGAUGAUGAGUUCUCAUUCCCUUCAAUUUGCGUUUCGCUCACGGGCGCACUGUCCCCACUUCAGAGGAAUUAGGGUUUCGGAAAACCCAAAAUUGACUUCUUCUACUUCUUCGCCAUCGCACGGCUUUUUUCUCCGCUCAAAUUCAAAACCCGUCUUCUAUGGUGGACUCCACUCUCAGCUCCGGCGACGGCUUGCUAAGGUUUCUCAAAGGAAUGCAACUUCCGAGUCCGAAGUUUCCACGUCUGCUUCUUUACGAUUGCCUAUUGCUGCGGAGGUGGUUAGGGAUUUCUAUGAUGGCAUCAAUCGCCGCGAUCUUGAAUCCGUUGAGUCUUUGAUUUGCGAGGAAUGCGUCUACGAAGAUCUUAUCUUCUCGAAGCCUUUUGUGGGCCGGAAGGCUAUUAUGGAGUUUUUCAAGAAUUUUACAGACUCUAUCAGCAGUGAACUUCAAUUUGUCAUUGAUGAUAUAUCUGGUGAGGGCACAUCAGCUACUGGCGUUACCUGGCACCUGGAAUGGAGAGGAAGGCCGUUUCCAUUUAGCAAGGGAUGCAGCUUCUAUCGCUUGGAUGUAUCUGAAGGCACCAGAAAGAUUAUCUAUGCUCGAGACUGUGUAGAACCUGCGGCAAAACCUGGAGCAGCAGCAUUGGCUAUCAUUAGUGCGGUUACUUGGCUGCUGCAACGAUUUCCACAGCUUGCUGAUAGAUUGUGAUGGAAAAAUCUUCUCAAACUCUUCAGGUCCUAAUCUUCGUUACAUCUGUAGUUUUUUGUAUAAAAUAUUAGUAUGCGUGUGAGUUAAUUGCAGGCUAUGAAAUUAUUGAUGAUAUUAUCAGAUAUCUCUGUUUAAUAUAGGUAUAAGAUCAUAAAAAUAUACAAAAAAAAAUCAAAAUCACUCGAAUGUUGCAUGUUUUAUGAGUUAAAUACUACCGCAACAACGAUAACAACAAGCAUUUAUCUCA